Molecule: messenger RNA, 1817 nt
Organism: Malus domestica (apple)
Lineage: Eukaryota; Viridiplantae; Streptophyta; Magnoliopsida; Rosales; Rosaceae
Product: protein PIN-LIKES 2
Biological process (GO): endoplasmic reticulum to cytosol auxin transport
Cellular component (GO): membrane
Source: RefSeq, a predicted model, not a curated record
CAUCAAUAAUUAUUUGUUCCUUUUUUUCUAAGAAAAGAAAAGACAACUCAUUUUCCGUAGGUUGACGAGGAGUAGUCAUAAUUGAGUAUUAUUUGGUUCAGGUUUGGUUUGUCAAGGCAUUCGCCGGGAAUCCUUCUCCGACAGUCUCAACCGCCGCCGCCCCGCCGUCAAGCUUAUCCUUCAGUCCUCUCCAAUUGGAUCAUCUCUGUCUAGAGAAAUAUCACGUGUUCUUCUGGUAAUUAAAGGAAAGAUGUCUCGGUAUCUUAUGGAAUUGUAUCAAAAUAAUUUGGAGUAUAGUGGGGAUGUGAUGAGUGCAAUAGUUCCUUUGAUGAAACUUUUGUCCCUCACGGUUAUCGGACUGGUUCUUUCGCACCCGAAAACUCAAUUGAUACCCAGAGCUACUUUUAAGCUCCUCAGCAAGCUUGUUUUCGCCUUGUUCUUGCCCUGUCUAAUCUUUACCGAACUAGGUGAAUCCAUUACACUUGAAAACUUUAUUCAGUGGUGGUUUAUCCCAGUAAAUGUGUUAGUGAGUACGCUUAUUGGUUGCUUCCUCGGGUACUUAGUGGUGAUUAUAUGUCGUCCUCCCCCACAGUUGAACAGAUUUACCAUUAUCAUGACUGCAUUUGGGAAUACUGGAAAUCUCCCACUCGCCAUUGUUGGAUCUGUCUGUCAUACUCCGAAAAACCCAUUUGGACAGCAUUGUCACUCCAGAGGGGUGGCUUAUGUCUCUUUUGCCCAAUGGGUUGCUGUAAUUCUUGUAUAUACCUUUGUUUACCACAUGAUGGAGCCUCCGUUGGAGUACUAUGAGAUUGUUGAAGAAGGGGGUGAGAAGGACGAACCACCAACUAACGAUAUUAGCAGGCCUCUACUUGUAGAAGCUGAAUGGCCGGGUAUUGAAGAAAAAGAAACCGAGCAUUCCAAGACACCCUUUAUUGCUAGAAUUUUCAAAAGCAUCUCAAGUGUUUCACAGACCACUUUGCCAGAUGUUGAUCUCUCAGGAGAAGGUGGCGGAAACAGUCCCAGGUCGAUUAGGUGUUUGGCGGAACCUAGGGUGGUCAGGAGGAUGAGAAUUGUUGCUGAGCAAACUCCAUUACAGCACAUAAUGCAACCCCCAACAAUCGCCUCUUUACUGGCUAUCAUCAUCGGGACAGUACCUGUGUUAAAAGCUUUUUUCUUCGGAGAGGAUGCUCCACUAUCCUUCAUCACAGACAGUUUAGAGAUUUUAGCCGGUGCAAUGGUGCCUUCGGUGAUGCUUAUUCUUGGGGGUAUGCUUGCAGAGGGGCCAAAUGAGUCUACACUCGGCCUCCGGACAACCGUUGGUAUAACUGUGGCAAGGCUUUUACUGCUUCCUCUGGUGGGAAUUGGUAUAGUGGCGUUGGCUGACAAGCUCAAUUUUCUGGUCGAUGACGAUGCAAUGUACAGGUUUGUGCUUUUGAUGCAGUACACGACACCAAGUGCAAUUUUAUUGGGAGCAAUUGCGAGCUUGAGGGGUUACGCAGUCAGCGAGGCUUCGGCACUUCUCUUCUGGCAGCAUGUGUUCGCUCUCUUCUCCCUUUCCUUGUACGUUGUCAUCUACUUUAAAUUAGUAACAUUUGUCUGAGGUUUGAAUAAGAUGUGUUUGUUUUGUGAACAAACAACGAAAGUGGAUUCUUGUGAUCUGCUCUUUCACUUUCUCAUAAGCCAGUGAUGCUUAAUCGUCUAAAGCUUCAUUAAAACCAAAAUCAGAUCUGUAUGUUAUGUUUACUAUGAGCCUAUGAAACUUGUUACACAGAGACAAAGUCAUUAAAAUAUUUAAUUGCAUCGUGAGCUUCUUGUAA